CGUUUCGGCGACUUCGGGCAGAAAGUGUAUGGGGCAGCGAGUAUGACAGCUACUCCGGGAAUGGCUCCAGCGUCGUGGUCUCUGCAGAGUGUGAUCCUGAUCGUAGCACUUGUGUCAUGGCAAAGCGCAAGCGCGGAUCUGGACACAGCUGCCAUGAGCCAGAGCCUGGAGCCCCGGCAGGUGUACCCGUUCCGGCGGUAUGGAGACGUGACAUUGCUGCCAUUUGUCAUCGCGCAGGGCACACACUCGGCCACCUGGGCCUUCAAGGCCAAUAUCAGCAGCCACUGCAGGCCGGACAUCGUCCACCUGCACCUACAGUUUGGAGGGCUGCCCGUGUUGAGCCCUCUGAAUGCUUCUUUUCCUGACGACUUUGUCACCAAGCGGCAGCGGCUGCGCAGCCUCCAUUUUCCCACCGAUUCUGAGUUGCGCUUUGUCAACGUCAGCUCACCUGACCCCGGCCAGUGGUUCGCGGCAGCUUUCACGCUAGAUCAUCAGGAACGGAUUUUGCAGAAGGGCCUGUUCGCACCCUGUGAAGUGUACCUUUCAAGCUCGCUGACCCCAUACCUGCUGGAAGAGGUUGUUGACCUCCUGCCCGCCCAGGCCACCACACACCGCAUUGCCAAGCCGACAUACUUCAGAUUUGCAACCUCGCGGGAGAUGUGGAGCCUGGACUUCACCCUAUCCGAGUGUAAAUUUCAAGGCAAUGGCACUGCCGACUCAUGCCCGCUAAUAAUUAGUGCUACUGCCGAGGUUCCUCCCAUGCCACAAAGUGACGGAGUUGACAUUGAGGUGUCGCGACGAACUACCAUGGUUGACUGUUUGGAGAAUGGGACCUGCGGUGGCACCAUGAUUCCAGCUGUGGAUGCAUGGAACUACAUUCUAGUCCAACCGACUGUAGAUGAUGCUGUGGAGUUCAAAAUCCUUCUGUCCCCAUUUGACUGCAGGACAGCACAUGUGAGCCCUGCCGUCAAGAGCAGGAGGAAGGAGAACCUGGAAAUGCUGGAGAAGAUGCUCAGUGCCAAUGCAACGACACUCAGGACGGUUCUCCAGGAAUAUCUACGAGUACCCAAAUUUUCUGAUUCCUGCUGGCCGUCUCACGAGCUUGCGCAUGUGAACAUGCCCGGGACAUUUGAGUACGGAUACCGACUGGAUCCUGGCCCGGACGAGUCCAACUUCACGUCUGGCUUUAAUGUGAGCCUGCAUGAGCCAACGCUCAUCACAUUCCGAGUGUUUCCAGUCUUGGACUCUGGUGGAACACUGUCUAUCAAUUUGCAUCUCAUCAGCCCAGGCAAGGACGAGCACACGCCAACCAAUGUGAGCCUGCGGGCAGUGUUGGCAUACGGGUCACGACCUCCACUCAAGGAGGACCAAAAGUCGUGGGAGUGGGGCAAUGAGUUCCAAGUGAACACCAGCAGUGAUGACCACUCCAGGACAGUGCUGCACGUUCCGUUCCCAGAGUUUGGGCUCUGGUUCCUUGGGCUGUUGCCACUAUGCUAUCUCGAUGACGGUGGCAAUUCCAGCGAGCCAAACUGGGUUCCCUGCGAGAUGGAAUUGAUGCAAGUGGAACUCAGCAUCAACUCCACAGCCUGCCUGAACAACAAGUGCGGUCUCUUUGGUCGCUGCUUUCAGUACAUCAGCGGAGGGAUGAUCUUCAGCAGCUGUUACUGCACAUCCGGCUAUCGUGGCUGGGGGUGUACGGAUGGCCGGGAAGCCCGCCACUACACGUACAUGUUGACUGAAUUGCUACUGCUGACGCUCAGCAACCUCUUCUUCAUGCCUGCUGUGCUGCUGGCCUUGUACCGACGCCACUUCCUCGAGGGCCUGGUCUACCUCACCACCAUGUGUGCCUCCGCGUUAUACCACGCCUGCGAUGCGGACCUGUCCCCCAUCUGCGUGCUGAGGCCAAGCGUGCUUCAGUAUUGCGACUUCCUCACAGCCGUGGUGUCGCUCUGGGUUACUUUGCUCUGCCUGGCCGAGGUCUCAACACCACUGCGCACCCUGGUGUCGACCUUUGGCACCCUGUGCAUCGCCAUCGCUGUUGAGAAUGACCGCACAGGAUUUCUUGUCAUUGCUCUGCCAGCGGGCCUGGGCUUGACACUUGUGUUUGGCUCCUGGGUUAGGCAGUGCGCCACACGAAGGAGCUGCUUCCCACAUCCACGUUUCUGGCUGAUAAGCCUGGCACCCGCUGCUGCACUGGGUGUUGUAGGUGCGGCGCUCUAUUUGGGAUUUGAGACACGCCGCAAUUAUGCCUACGUGCACAGUGCAUGGCACGCUCUGGUUGGCCUCUCGCUCUUCCUGGUCCUGCCGCCAAAGCGGCGGUGCCAAUCAGCUGCCGAGAAGAAGGAAUCCGUGAACACAUGCAGUUACGUUAGGGUGGAGGAACUGAGUGACAUGAUGCCAACACCGGAGCUGCCGUCGGCACAUGCACCCUUGGUGAUAGCAAGAGGCACGUGAUGAGUGGGAAGGUGUCAGUCUUUCACGGUGAAUUUGGCAGCUUCCUGUUAGGCUGCUUUGAGGACUUGUGUUCUGAAGCGAGAGUGGUAUUCAUCGCCGCAGUGCCAAUGGACAUCUAAGGCUGGCUUCAACUACGUCGAGGCAGGACCUCGGUGUGACUUAUCAUCAGCGUAAAUUGAAAUGCGAACAGGCUUAAGUAUUCUAGAGCAGGUUUUGCGCACAAUAAUAUGGAUGUGCACUGUUGGUAUUUCUGUAGCUGCAUUUGCUUAAUGUUGGUUUCCUUAGCAAUGCAUUCGGAGAACAGAUGACACUGUUAUUCCUCGUGCAGGCGAACGUAGACGUAAGAGCGCAUGUUCCAGUCUGGUCUGAUUUGUUCGCAUUUGAAAUUACGUUGGUGGUACAUGUUGGUGAGAAGUGUGUCAUUUGCCUGCUUAUUGAAGCAUGACUGUGAAAUGGGGUUGCACUAUAUAUAUAUAUAUAUAU
This is a messenger RNA of Dermacentor albipictus, 2937 nucleotides long. NCBI's taxonomy places the organism in Eukaryota, Metazoa, Arthropoda, Arachnida, Ixodida, Ixodidae. The record is from RefSeq and is a predicted model, not a curated record.